UCCUUUUUCCCAAAUACGGUUUGUAAAUAUUCUUUUAUCCUAUGUUAGAUUUAAUUGUUCUUCCUUUGGAUAUUUUUUUUUCUAGAAAUGGGUAGUAUAAUAGAAUAUCGAUCUCAUUUUCAUAAGAACAUAUUUUCUGCAAAAAUGUUACCUAAAUAUUUCCACCUCACACAAUUUUCAAGAAUCUUUUUAUUUUCGUCAUAAAAUUCAGAAAUUGUCGGUGGCCUUCAAGUUAAGGAAGUUAAAAUAACAAGUAUCCUUUCAUUUCAUUUUACUAGUGGAAUAAGUUUAAGGAUCAAAAUAAAAUUAGAAAUUUUCAGCGGUUUUUCAAAUGACUUUAUUUUUGAUAACAAUGGUCGUAUCUCAAUUUGAAAAAAACCUUUUGAAGCUUGAAGUUUAUAGUUUAGAGAUCUCAUGAUGAAAACAUUUUUCAAGCAACGUAUACCGAUUAAUCCUAAUGAUACAGUAUCUAAUUUUUCUGUGAAAUUUUUGCAGUUUUUAUUUUUGGCAUACAGACUUGGAUUUUUUUUUUUCGAGCCUAACCACUAUAUGGAUGAGAUCACUUGUUCAUUCAGCUUCAAUAUUAUUUUUUCAAAAUUUCGUUGAUUGGAAAAUUUUAUCAUCAUGAGAUCUUUAUACUAUGAUCUUCAAGCUACAAAAAAAUUUUAAAAUUGAGGGACGGUUAUGGGAAAUACAGCCAUUUGAACAACCGCUAAAAAUUUCGAAUUUUAUUUUGAUCCUUUAAUUUAUUCCCUUAGGGUAGUUUCAAAUGUACGAUUAUAGAAAGCAAAAAAGUAAUUAAUAAUUUUUAGAAAUGUUCGUGGAUCAACUUUGUGUUUUAGCCUUUUUCUAUUACAGGUGAUGUUACAAAUGAUAACAUCUAUUCUAUUAUUUAUUCUAUUAUAUUAUUUUUAUUCGUUCCAAAUUCACAUUAUCGUCUAGGUGGAUUACAAACAGAAUUCUUAGAGAUACUAUUUGUUAAUAACGAAUUUCUAUUGAAAAUAAAAGAAGAAUAUGGAAUUCACGAAAAUGUGGGUGCUUUUCCAACAUUGAAGGUUCGGUUACAAAUGAAAUUUAUGGUUUAACAAUUAGUUAGUAACGAAGUACUAUCAGAAACGAAAGAAAAAUAUGAAAUUAACUUCUCGGACAACUAGAAAUAUGCUAUUACUUACAAAAUAAAUCCAAAGCAGGGCCUGAAAACUUGAAUAAAUUUUUUGCGUUCAGAAUUAUGUAGGAGUUUCGAAAUUUUUCGAAUGAUUAAAUGAGUUACUUAAUUUUAGAAUUGAACAAAUUAAUUUCCUCUAUAGAGAGGUUAUUUUAUACCGAGAGAAUUUAAAAUAACACAGAAUUCUAAUUUCAAAAAAAUUGCUAUAGUGAGAAUUAAAUGAAUCUCGCCUUAAUUAUCAUUCACUGAAAGGAUGGAAAUGUAAUUGUAAUUUAAUUGACGAAAAACUGUAAAAUUCCUACCGAGUAGAGACCAAAACAAUCUAAUGUGUCAUUAAUUGAUUUUAAUUUCAGGUUCCAUCCGAGCUGUCUAAAUUGAGCACAAGGAGUUCAGAGAGUGAUAGAAGAAGCGAUAUAGAUAGCGUUUCAGAAAGGGAAACUGCUAGGAAGGAAGACAAAACAUUGCGCAUCAAAUUUAAAAUAAUAAUAAAAGGUGAAAACCCCACUUAUGAGAUCGUGAAGCCUAGCGAUGAGAGGGAUGAAUUGAACGAAAAAACGCUACCUCGCAAAGAGGCAAAAAAAAGGAAGAACGAAGAAGCCGAGACAGAAAAGGCAAAAAGAAGGAAGACAAAAAAGGCAAAAAGAAAAGAGACAGAAAAGGCAGAAAGAAGGAAGACCGAAGAAGCCGAGACAGAAGAGGCAAAAAAGAAGAAGAGCGAAGAAGCCGAGACAGAAGACGCAAAAAAGAAGAAGAGCGAAGAAGCCGAGACAGAAGACGCAAAAAAGAAGAAGAGCGAAGAAGCCGAUACAGAAAGGAAUGAAUCAAAGUUGGGACCAAAGGAGGUAUUCCCAGACGGCACUAAUUCGAAGGAUCCUAAGCACGAGUCAAAGUCGGCGCCAUCAAAAUCUGGCCCGAGUCAAGAGAGAGUAAUAGAGAAGCUUUAUGUGCCUAGUAUAAAAGAACUCAACUUGAUUCGGAUGUCCAGGCAUCACUUAGAAAAAAUGAUGGUUAUGCCAUGUUUUGCAAGUCUAGCAAUAGGCUGUUUUGUUAGAAUUCGAAUUGGCCAAAACGGGAAUGAGAUUUAUGUAGCUGCACAAAUUUUGGAUGUUUGUGAAACAUCCACCGUGUACAUGGUAGGAAGUACAAGAACGAACAAGGUAUGCAUAAAAAUGUCUGGUUUUUUAUAUUCAAAUUGAAAUUGAAUCAACGCGAAAUUGGCAUAUUAUACGUUAAUUUUUUUUUUCAGGCAUUCGCAGUACGAAUCGGUCAAGAAUAUGAGGUUUUCAGAUUUGAAUUUGUUUCUGAUGAAGAUAUCAAUGGUAGCGAAUACCACCAAUGGCUAAAAACGCAUAUAGAUACCAAAGACCCUUUUCCAACCAAAGAACUGGUGGAACAAAAACAAAGAGAUAUAAGGGGCGGUAUGACAUAUGAAUACAACCCCCAAGCCAUUGAAAGAGCUGUAAGUAAUUUUUCAUAAAUCAUAAAGGUAAAAUGAGUCUAUUGAUGGAGGCAAUUUUGAAUAAUUAUCAAAAUUAUGAUAUCGUUGUUAUUCUUUCGGUUCGUUUUUAAUAUUUUGUCGAUUCAGAAUUGUAUUUCUAGAUAACGAAAAGUAUAUAUGUACCUUGAAUAGGGAAGGUUUGGUUCUGUUUCAAAAGGUUACUUUUUCAACUCCCAUUUUAAACCAAUACACAUUUAAUUGAGGCAUUAAUUAUACUGAUUUCUCGUUCAUUUUCAGAUCAAGGAAAGGGAUAGAUUUUACCGAAAAUUUUCCAAUAUACGAAUAAUGAGGAGAAUAUAUACAGAAGAAAAAGUAGCAGCAAUAAAAAAAAAAGAAUACGACAGGGCCACUCGAUUGGACAUUGAGUUGGAUGAGUUGGAUCAAAUGUGGAGGAAUCUUGAAGAAGCCGCUAUUGCGCAGAAACACGCGGCGAAUAACGCAGAAGAGGCUUUUGAUCCUUUCACAAGACGUCCCACAAGACCUGCACCAAGAGUUGUACCUAAACCACCACCACAACCAAGAACGGCAGAAAGAAAUGAUCCUUUUAAAGAUCAUUUGAACAUUGGAUACAAUAUCAAAAUGGCCCCUCAACCAGCAUUACCAGUGGGAGCUGUUAGGGAGGCGCCGAGACCAGAGGGGAGAAUUUUAGUACCAAAAAGGACCCACAACCUCAUAUCUUACGAGAUGGAAGGAUAAAGAAAACUUUGAAGUACCACCUCCAUAAUUUUCGAUGAUAAUGUAUAUAUGUAUAGAAUACUUUUGUAAAUUGAAUAUUCCCAAGAGAAGUUCAUUAUUUCAGUGAAGAGUUGAUUAGUUGAUUGUACAUAAAAAAUCAUGAUUGUAUUAUAUAUGAUAAGAUUAAUAUUAUGGUUUUCAAUUCUUCUGCCGCAUUUGUGGAAAAAUUGAAUUCAGUAAUAUUUUGUAUGUAUUAUUUUUUGUAUAUGUUUUUUUGUAAAUUUAUAAAUACAUGUAAAUAUGCUUCCUUCAUCUUUUCAUUUAUUUUUCAACCCAUUUUUUCGAUGAAAACCAUAUAUUUUGAAAAAAAAAGUACGUGAAGCCAUCGAGCUAUCACCACGUCUUGAAAAGAAUUAUGAAUUCAAAACUUCAGAGAUCA
Molecule: messenger RNA, 3777 nt
Organism: Harmonia axyridis
Lineage: Eukaryota; Metazoa; Arthropoda; Insecta; Coleoptera; Coccinellidae
Exons: 3
Coding region: 2949-3359 (136 amino acids)
Source: RefSeq, a predicted model, not a curated record